UCAGCAUGACCGCAUCACCUAUAUAACAACACCCGAAUACCAGGAUAUCUGCUAUCUCAACCCUCAAACACCCCGACAUCGUUCUAAGCACCGAUCUUAUUCCCACUCCAAGACGAGACCCGUCCUGAACAAAUUCACCGGCCGAAACAAUGUCCCCCCCCUUCUUCAACUUCACCCGCCUCCCCACGGGCCACGAGUCCUGGGCUCUCCACGCCUUCCUCGCCGAGCAGCUCCAAGCAACGCCCGCCGGCGCCGGCGCGACAACAGCCCCCAACGUGGGCUCCCCACCCCCACCCCUGCCCCACGAAUUCCAGCACUACGAAAACAUCCCCGCCUUCGUGGUCGUGCGCCUCGGCGAGGAGAUCCCCAACCACCUCGCGCCGCUCCCCUGGGAGCAGUGGACGAUGAACCACAUCUUCCGGGUGCUGCGCCACCGCGCCCCGCGGAGCAUGCCCUUCUACGGCGUCGUGCACUCCCACCACUGGGUCCGGUUCUACCGCGAGAAAACCACAACCACGACAGGCCAAUCCCCGGGAACGACGGGCACGAACAUGGGCAAGGACACGGUCUACCCCCUCGCCGUCAACCAUGUGCACACGCUGCAUUGGCACGGCGACGAGCAGCUGAUCGCGGAGUUUGUGGAGGCGGUGCGCUCCCGUCGGCACCGGCGUCUUCGUCGUCGUCGGGGCGCGCCGGAGUUGUCUCGGGCGUUCGAUGGGGUCCCCGCCCCUAGGGCAAGGAGGGUUCCUUUCCAUGAGGAUCAGAUUGAGUGGGUGCGUGGGGAGGACCGGGGGCAGCGGGGUGAUGAGAUGGAGGGGGUUGAGGCGGAGGAGGAAAAGGUGAGUGAUGAACUGCCUCACCACUCGCCCUCGCCUUCGUCUUCGCAGGGGACCGAGGAUAUGGGCAUGGACAACGACAUGUCGGAUUCUCUGUCCAGUUCUGUUGAGCCGGCCCCGUUUAGCGACGGGAAUGACCGUUCUUCGUGGACGCUGGGCCAUUCCGAGGAGCCGCCGGUCUUUCACAAGCGAGAACCUUCUCGGAAGAAACGCUCCUGUGGAGCUUGAUAUCCGAGAUUAUCACGUACACUUCUCUUUUUUGUUUUGGAGAUUGUAUAUGCAUGCGGCAGAGCAUGUUGGCUAAUGCGUCUAUG
Messenger RNA from Aspergillus brunneoviolaceus CBS 621.78, 1150 nucleotides. RefSeq lists its product as uncharacterized. Lineage: Eukaryota; Fungi; Ascomycota; Eurotiomycetes; Eurotiales; Aspergillaceae. Bases 150 to 1064 code for a protein of 304 amino acids. The transcript has 3 exons. The record is from RefSeq and is a predicted model, not a curated record.